AGCCCGGCCCGGCCCGGCCGCAGCCGCCGCGCCGCAUCAUGCCGCAUCCCGCGGCGCCCCUCGGGGCCGCCCUGCUGCUCGUCCUGCUAGCGGCGGACUCCUCGCAGACCGUGCUGCUGCGCGCCCCGGAGGCUGCCCAGUUCCUGCGGCAGAGGCAGCGGCGAGCCUACCAGAUCUUCGAGGAGACCAAGCAAGGGCACCUGGAGAGGGAGUGCGUGGAGGAGCACUGCAGCAAGGAGGAGGCCCGGGAGGUGUUUGAGAACGACCCGGAGACGGAGUAUUUUUACCCGAAAUACUUGGCUUGUAUUCAGAAAUAUGGGUCACCGUAUACAAGAAGUCCAGAUUUCCUUACAUGCGUUCAUAAUUUGCCAAACCAGUGUUCUCCUGAUCCUUGUCACAAAGAGGGGACUGUCAAAUGUGAGGAUCUCAAGGGGGACUUCUAUUGUGAAUGCAAGCGUGGCUGGCAGGGGAAAACAUGUGAAAAAGAUAUUGAUGAAUGCAGAACGCAGAACGGUGGCUGUAGCCAGGUCUGUCUCAACAAGCUAGGCAGCUACCGUUGCUCAUGCAACAGUGGUUACACUCUUAAAGACAGCAAAAUAUGUGAAGACAUAGAUGAAUGCGCAGCAUCAGCAGACAUCUGUGGAGAAGCUCAUUGUAAAAAUUUAGUAAGCUCGUAUGAAUGCCUUUGUGACCCAGGCUACAAGUAUGAUGACGUGAAAAAAACUUGUCAGGAUAUAGAUGAAUGUGAAGAAAAGCUCUGUGAACAGACCUGUGUCAACUCACCAGGGAGUUAUACCUGUCAUUGUGAUGGCAGAGGGGGAGUGAAACUUUCCCAGGAUAUGAAUACGUGUGAGAACAUCAUACCGUGUGUGCCUUUUGCUGUUGGAAGAAGUAUUAAAUCCUUGUACCUGGGGAGGAUGUUCAGCGGCACUCCUGUUAUCAGGCUGCGCUUCAAAAGGAAACAACUGACGAGACUUGUGGCUGAGUUCGACUUUAGAACCUUUGAUCCUGAAGGUAUCCUUUUCUUUGCUGGAGGCCAUCAAGACAGCACAUGGAUAGUCUUGGCAUUGCGCAAAGGACGGCUAGAGCUGCAGCUGAAAUACAAUGGAAUAGGGCGUGUGACGAGCACUGGACCUCUUAUCAACCAUGGCAUGUGGCAAACGAUCUCUGUUGAAGAACUCGAAAGAAAUUUAAUUUUAAAGGUCAACAGGGAUGCAGUUAUGAAAAUAGCUGUCUCAGGGGAUCUGUUUACUCUAUACAAAGGAGUGUAUCAGCUGAAUUUGACAGUAGGAGGCAUUCCUUUCAAAACAAAGGACCUUAUUCUACCCAUAAACCCUCGGCUGGAUGGUUGCAUGCGGGCAUGGAACUGGCUGAAUGGGGAGGACACCUCUAUCCAAGAGACCAUAAAGAUGAAUGAAAAGAUGCAGUGCUUUGCUGUAGCAGGACGAGGGUCUUUCUAUCCUGGCCGAGGUUUUGCUGUGUUUAAUCUUACUUAUGUGCAACCUUCUUCUGGAAAUGAAACCAAGAAGAACUGGGAAAUAGAAGUAAAUGCUGUAAUUCAACCAGCAACAGAUACUGGUGUGCUAUUUGCUCUAGUUACGGAAGAAGCAUCUGUCCCUUUAUCACUGUCUCUGAUUGACUAUCACUCCACAAAGAAACUGAAACAACAGUUUAUCACUGUGGCCUUGGAGAACAUAGUUGUAUCCCGACUGGCAAUAAAUCUCUGUGAUAAGAAGGAACACUCUGUGGACAUCAUCCUCAAGAAAGAUCACUUAUCCCUGAAGGUAGAUGGGAUAGCAGGAGAAAGUGAACUAAGCAUCUCUGAGUUAGAGGACAGUCUAUCUAUCUUGGAGAGCUCUUUGCAAUCACCGGUGAAGACAUAUGUGGGAGGAUUGCCAGACGUUCCUGUCACUUCUACUCCGGUCACCGCGUUCUACCAUGGCUGCAUGACUGUCAAGCUGAGCAACAAGGCACUGGACUUAGAUGAGGCUCUCUACAAGCACAGUGACAUCACCUCACAUUCCUGUCCUCCAGUCGAGGCAGGUCUGUAGGUACCACUACAGUGCGAAAGUUUUAUACUCAGAAACUUUCAAUGCUUUUUUUUAAAGAUAUAAAUUAUUCAGAUCUACCGCACUGCGUGUAUAGUUUCUCUUAAACACUGAAGUUAUGUAGGAGCUACUGAUCCUUAUGUCAGAUUGAUUAUUGAAAUACUCUUUGCUUUGAGGUUUAAAGGUUGUAAUAUAUUUGUAAAUAGUUCAGAAGACUAAUAUUAAAUAAGUCAGAAGUACAGAAUAUACCAAAAGCGAAUGUUAUCUUUAGACUGUAAGAGACAGUUUUAUCUGUAAUGUGCAAAACACGGUAAUAUAUGAGUGUGGACUGGAAGAAAAAUAAUAAUUCUGUAUUUUUUUUUUAUUACCAAACACUGCUUUCUGAUUUGCAAAAUACGAGAGAAUAAAAUAUUUACAUACAAGUUUUUAA
Molecule: messenger RNA, 2478 nt
Organism: Pipra filicauda (Wire-tailed manakin)
Lineage: Eukaryota; Metazoa; Chordata; Aves; Passeriformes; Pipridae
Gene: GAS6
Product: growth arrest specific 6
Exons: 15
Coding region: 39-2051 (670 amino acids)
Cellular component (GO): extracellular region
Molecular function (GO): calcium ion binding
Source: RefSeq, a predicted model, not a curated record